AUGUCACCUGCUCUGGAGGUCGCCGAGUCGCAAUGGCUCGCCCAGCUGGCCGAGAUGCGUGCCGCCAUCGCGGACCUCAAGCUUCCUCAACAGAACGGCGAUGCACCCGCUUACGGCGCCGACAUGGACAUCGAUGAUGAGGAACUUUCCGGCACCGCGAGCGGCGACGACAUCUGGGAUCUCAUCAGCGAUGAGGAGAGCGCUGACUACAGCAGCGACCAACUGGAUGGUGCCGAUGCUGUUACCACUGACGCUGCCGCCCCUGCACCGCUGUACAGCCAGAGCUGGCUCAGUCAGCAGUGUGCCCAGGUGGCUCAGCGCAGCUCUGGGCUGGACGCCCAAUCCCUCCAGGACCAGAUCAUAGCUCUCUUAAGUUCUGAUAGCAGUGAUGAGGAGCUCCAAAUGAUGCUCGCCGACGUUGUCGGCUACGGUGAGCUCGACCUGGUCGCUGACCUCAUCAGUAACCGCAAGAAGGUCAUCAAGUCCGCCCAGGCUGAACAGCAGAGGAGUGGCGUCCUGGGCCGUCUACAGUCCAAGCAGGACCGUGAGGAAGCUCUGAGGAGGCAGGACUAUGAGCAUAAGAACGCCACACUUGCAGAAAGUGUCAAGCGAGGCGGCGAACAGUAUCCUCAUGUGUACAAAUCACACGACUCUGGCAACACUUUAUCAGGCUCUGGCAAGAAGUAUGCUCUUCCUCUCGGUUCUACGAGGGAGGACAACGACAAGUUUGAGGAGUACUCGAUCCCGGCCGCUCGCGUUGGGACACUGGGGGCUGGGCGGAAGCUGGUCAAAAUUAGCGAUCUGGAUGGGCUCUGCAGACGGACUUUCAAGGGCUACCAGACCCUUAAUCGCAUGCAGAGCUUGGUUUACCAAGUUGCAUACAGGACCAGCGAGAACAUGCUUAUUUGCGCUCCUACUGGUGCUGGUAAAACUGAUGCUGCAAUGCUCGCCAUCCUCAAUACCGUCGCCAAAAACAUCAUCCCCAGUCCCUGGGAGGAGCCCGAGGCCACCGACUUUGUCGUCCAGACCGAUGAUUUCAAGAUCGUCUAUGUUGCACCCAUGAAGGCCUUGGCUGCUGAAAUUGUCGAGAAACUUGGGAAGCGGCUCGCCUGGUUGGGAAUCCAGGUUCGUGAACUUACCGGAGAUAUGCAUCUCACCAAAGCGGAAAUCGUAGCCACUCAGAUCAUCGUGACGACCCCAGAGAAGUGGGAUGUCGUUACACGCAAGAGCACUGGCGAUACCGAGCUGGUUCAAAAGGUUCGCUUGCUCAUCAUCGACGAGGUCCACAUGCUGCACGAUGAGCGUGGUGCUGUCCUGGAGUCUCUUGUGGCUCGCACCCAGCGCCAAGUUGAGAGCACGCAGUCGCUCAUCCGCAUUGUCGGCUUGUCCGCCACGCUUCCGAACUACAUUGAUGUUUCCGAUUUCCUCAAGGUCAACCGCAUGGCUGGGCUGUUUUAUUUUGACGCUUCUUUCCGACCCGUUCCGCUCGAGCAGCAUUUCAUAGGAGUGAAAGGUAAGGCGGGUACCGCCAAAUCUAGAGAGAAUAUCGACCAAGUGGCUUUCGAAAAAGUCAAAGCUAUGCUCCAACAAGGCCAUCAAAUCAUGGUGUUCGUCCAUUCCCGCAAGGAUACUUACAAGUCCGCCAAAACUCUUUAUGAAAAGGCCAUGGAAGACGCGUCUACCGAUUUGUUCGACCCAACUGGCCACCCGAAUUACGACCUGGCUGUGCGUGACAUGAAAUCCUCGAAAGGCCGGGAGCUGCGUGAGCUGCUGCCUAAGGGAAUGGGAACGCACCAUGCCGGUAUGCCAAGGUCUGAUCGGAACUUGAUUGAGCGCCUCUUUGCCGACGGAGUUAUCAAGGUUCUCUGCUGUACUGCCACGCUUGCAUGGGGUGUCAACUUGCCGGCAGCCGCUGUCAUUAUCAAGGGAACGCAGCUCUACAGUGCUCAGGAGGGUAAAUUUGUUGAUGUCGGUAUUCUCGACGUCCUGCAGAUCUUCGGUCGUGCUGGUCGACCUCAGUUUGAGGACACUGGUAUCGGCUUCAUUUGCACGACCCAUGACAAGCUCCAGCAUUACUUGGGCGCCGUCACCCAGCAACAACCCAUCGAGUCCAACUUCUCCAAGAGACUGGUGGAUAACCUCAACGCAGAGAUCUCACUGGGUACGGUCACUUCAGUCCAAGAAGGUGUCGCCUGGCUUGGCUACUCCUACCUGUUCGUCCGCAUGCAACGGAAUCCUCCUAGCUACGGCAUCGACUGGAUGGAGAUCAGCGACGACCCGCUUCUGGUCAGGCGUCGGACGAAGCUGAUCACCGAUGCUGCUCGCGUUCUUCAGCAGAGCCAGAUGAUCAUUUUUAACGAGUCAACUGGGGAGUUGAAAGCGAAGGAUGUUGGUCGUAUUGCCAGCCAAUAUUACAUUCUCCAGACCAGCGUCGAGAUAUUCAACACCAUGAUGCGAGCGCAGGCAUCCGAGGCAGAUGUGCUCAAGAUGAUUAGUAUGAGCGGCGAAUUCGACAACAUCCAAUCCAGAGAUUCCGAGGAAAAAGAACUCUUACGUCUGAAGGAGGACGAGAACAUCACUCCUUGCGAUAUUGCAGGUGGCAUUGGAACGCCUCAUUCGAAGACCAAUGUUCUUCUCCAAAGCUACAUUUCGAAGGCACGCCUGGAAGAUUACACUCUUCAGUCUGAUACACACUAUGUCGCGCAGAACGCUACUCGUAUCUGCAGGGCUCUGUUCAUGAUUGCGUUGAACAGACGUUGGGGCCACCAGUGCCUGGUCUUGCUGUCGCUGUGCAAGUCUAUCGAAAGACAGGUCUGGCCGUUUGAGCAUCCGUUUCAUCAGUUCGACCUCCCACGACCUGUUUUGAGAAACUUGGAUGAGAAAGGCUCCAUGUCCUCCAUCGAGGCACUUCGAGACUUGGAACCAGCCGAGAUCGGUCAACUCGUUCACAACACCAAAAUGGGCCAUACCGUUAGCAAGCUCCUCGACAACUUCCCGACCUUGAGCGUCGAAGCGGAAAUCGCCCCCUUGAACCGUGACGUUCUGAGGAUUCGUCUGUAUCUGACACCAGAGUUCCGUUGGAACGAUCGCCACCAUGGCGCGUCGGAGUCUUACUGGAUCUGGGUUGAAAACUCGGAAACCUCGGAAAUCUACCACCACGAGUACUUCAUCCUUUCCCGCAGGAAGCUUUACGAUGAUCACGAGCUCAACUUCACCAUCCCACUCACCGACCCACUUCCCUCGCAAAUCUAUGUUCGUGCGGUCUCGGAUAGAUGGCUUGGUGCUGAGACUGUCACUCCGGUCUCUUUCCAGCAUCUUAUCCGGCCUGAUACUGAGAGCGUAUACACGGACCUUCUUAACCUCCAGCCGUUGCCGAUUUCUGCCCUCAAGAACCCGCUCUUGGAAGAGAUAUACGGACAGCGCUUCCAGUACUUCAACCCCAUGCAAACACAGCUGUUCCACUGUCUCUACCAUACAUCGGAGAAUGUUCUUCUUGGUUCACCCACUGGAAGUGGCAAGACAGUUGCAUGCGAGCUGGCCAUGUGGUGGGCUUUCAGAGAGAAUCCUGGCUCCAAGGUCGUUUACAUUGCCCCAAUGAAGGCACUGGUUCGUGAGCGAGUUCAGGACUGGGGCAAACGCUUGACCACUCAAAUGGGUCUCAAGCUGGUUGAGUUGACUGGUGACAACACACCCGAUACUCGCUCCAUCAGAGACGCUGACAUCAUCAUCACCACCCCCGAGAAAUGGGAUGGUAUCAGUCGUAGCUGGCAGACUCGUGACUAUGUUCGCAAAGUCAGUCUGGUCAUCAUCGACGAGAUCCACCUGCUUGGUGGUGACCGUGGACCUAUCCUGGAAAUCAUCGUUUCCCGUAUGAACUACAUUGCCUCCCAAAAGAAGGGUUCGGUUCGUCUAAUGGGCAUGUCAACUGCCUGUGCCAACGCUACGGAUCUAGGGAACUGGCUCGGUGUCAAGGCAGGCCUGUUCAACUUCCGCCACUCAGUGCGUCCAGUGCCGCUUGAAAUCUACAUUGACGGCUUUCCGGAACAGAGAGGGUUCUGCCCUCUGAUGCAGUCCAUGAAUCGGCCUACUUUCCUGGCCAUCAAGACCCACUCUCCCGAUAAGCCUGUCAUUGUGUUUGUGGCUUCUCGUCGCCAAACCCGUCUGACUGCGAGGGACCUCAUCAACUACUGUGGCAUGGAAGACAAUCCCAGACGCUUUGUCAAGAUGUCCGAGGAUGAUUUGGCUUUGAACCUCGCCCGCGUCAAGGACGAGUCCUUGCGCGAGGCGCUCAGCUUUGGGAUCGGUCUCCAUCAUGCUGGUCUCGUCGAGUCUGACCGUCAGCUUGCGGAAGAGCUCUUCGCGAACAACAAGAUUCAGAUUCUGGUGGCUACUAGCACUCUUGCCUGGGGUGUUAACUUGCCAGCGCAUCUAGUCGUCGUCAAGGGCACGCAGUACUUCGACGCCAAGAUCGAAGCAUAUCGGGACAUGGAUUUGACAGAUGUGCUCCAGAUGCUUGGCCGUGCUGGUCGUCCGCAGUUCGACACGCAAGGUAUAGCUCGCAUCUUCACACAAGAUUCAAAGAAGGAUUUCUACAAGCAUUUCCUUCACACCGGGUUUCCUGUAGAGUCCACCCUCCACAAAGUUGUGGACAACCAUUUGGGCGCCGAGAUUUCCGCAGAGACCAUUGCCACGAAGCAAGAUGCGCUCGAUUACCUCACCUGGACGUUCUUCUUCCGUCGUCUGCACAAGAACCCAUCCUACUACGGCCUCGAAAUCUCGGCCGAGGAGCACAAUACGACAGCAGCGCAGCAACUUGCGAACGACUACAUGGUCGACCUCGUGGACAAGUCCGUGUCCGAGUUGGCUGAAUCGGGCUGCGCCACGCUCCAUUCCAACGGCGACAUCGACCCGACGCCGCUCGGCAAGAUCAUGUCGUACUACUACCUCUCACACAAGACGAUCCGGCACCUGAUCAAGCACGCCAAGCCCAACGCCAGUUUCGCCGACGUGCUCGCGUGGAUGAGCAGCGCGACCGAGUACGACGAGCUGCCGGUGCGGCACAAUGAGGAGCUCAUCAACGCCGAGCUCAACGCGGCGCUGCCGCUCAAGAUCGACGAGGCCUUCGGACACCUGCCGCUAUGGGACCCACACACGAAGGCCUUCCUGCUGCUGCAGGCGCACUUUGCGCAGCUCGACCUGCCCAUCUCCGACUACGUAGGCGACCAGACGUCGGUGCUCGACCAGGCGAUCCGCAUCAUCCAGGCGUCGAUCGACGUGCUGGCGGAGCUGGGCCUGGCCAGCAGCGCGCUGAUGAUGAUGACGCUGCUGCAGUGCGUCAAGAGCGCGCGCUGGCCCGACGACGGGCCGCUCGCCAUCCUGCCCGGCGUCAACGUCGCGGCGGAGCGCGAGCGCGUCAACAACAAUGCAGAAAACGCCGCACCACCGAGGCCCAGGAACCUCGUCGACGCCGUCUCCUCCGGCCCCCGCUUCGCCGUCGUCGAACAAGCCCUCAAGGACGUCGGCGUCGCGGCAGCAGCCGCCUUGCCCCGCGCCCUCAAACCCCUCGCCGCCCUUCCCGACCUCGUCGUCGCCGUCCCCGCCGUCAACGCCCUCGGCCUGACCGUCACGCUGUCGCGCAGGAACAGCCCGGCGAAUCGCGAGCACCGCAUGUAUGCGCCGCGCUUCCCCAAGCCGCAGACGGAGGGCUUCUUCGUCGUCGUGUGCGAGAGGGGGAGCGAUGAGGUGGUGGCGUUGAAGAGGGUCGGGUGGGCUUCGAACUCUGGUUCUUCGCCCUUUUCUUCUUCUGGUGGGCAGGGGAGAGGGAGAGGGAGAGGCAGGGGUCGGGGUGCGGGUGUGGGUGCGGCUGUAGGGGGGAGUGGUGGUGGUGGCGGUGGUGGCGGUGCCAGCAAGCCGAGCGCGAGGGUGCAGAUCAAGCUCCCGGAGAGCGAUAGGGAGAGGGUGGUGGAUGUGAGGGUUGUGAGCGAUGGUUAUAUCGGGAUGGUGUGGGAGGUGGAAGGUGUGGAAGUGCCGCGGCCGCCGAUGGUGGAGGCAGAUGACGGGAAGAAGAAGAAGAAGGGGAAUGGUGAGGAUGAGUGA
Diplodia corticola is the source of this 6096-nucleotide messenger RNA. RefSeq names its product activating signal cointegrator 1 complex subunit 3. Lineage: Eukaryota; Fungi; Ascomycota; Dothideomycetes; Botryosphaeriales; Botryosphaeriaceae. The record is from RefSeq and is a predicted model, not a curated record. Gene Ontology annotation, molecular function: nucleic acid binding; ATP hydrolysis activity; ATP binding. The transcript has a single exon. Bases 1 to 6096 code for a protein of 2031 amino acids.